CUCCUCCCCGGCCCGCCCCACCUGCGGCGGCCAGUCCAGCGCCCGCCGCCCGCCACCCCGGACCCCGGUGUCUGGCUUCCCCCGAGCCGGGACCCCGCGAUGGCCAAGCGCAGCUCGCUGUACAUCCGCAUCGUGGAGGGGAAGAACCUGCCAGCCAAGGACAUCACCGGCAGCAGUGACCCCUACUGCAUCGUGAAGGUGGACAAUGAGCCCAUCAUCAGGACAGCCACAGUGUGGAAGACCCUGUGCCCCUUCUGGGGUGAGGAGUACCAAGUGCACCUGCCGCCCACCUUCCACGCUGUGGCUUUCUACGUCAUGGAUGAGGAUGCCCUCAGCCGGGACGACGUUAUCGGAAAGGUCUGCCUUACAAGGGACACCAUAGCCUCUCACCCUAAGGGUUUCAGCGGGUGGGCCCACCUGACGGAGGUCGACCCCGAUGAGGAGGUGCAGGGCGAGAUCCACCUGCGGCUGGAAGUGCGGCCAGGGGCCCGGGCCUGCCGGCUACGCUGCUCUGUGCUGGAGGCCAGGGAUCUGGCCCCAAAGGACCGCAAUGGCGCAUCUGACCCCUUCGUCCGAGUGCGCUACAAGGGCCGGACACAGGAGACCUCGAUCGUGAAGAAGUCAUGCUACCCACGCUGGAAUGAGACGUUUGAAUUUGAGCUGCAGGAGGGGGCCAUGGAGGCGCUGUGCUUGGAGGCCUGGGACUGGGACCUUGUCAGCCGAAACGACUUCCUGGGCAAAGUGGUGAUCGAUGUCCAGAGACUGCGGGUGGCGCAGCAGGAGGAGGGCUGGUUCCGGCUGCAGCCCGACCAGUCCAAGAGCCGGCGGCAUGAUGAGGGCAACCUGGGCUCCUUGCAGCUGGAGGUGCGGCUGCGGGACGAGACGGUGCUGCCCUCCAGCUACUACCAGCCACUGGUGCACCUGCUGUGCCACGAGGUCAAGCUGAGCAUGCAGGGCCCAGGGCAGCUGAUCCCACUCAUCGAGGAGACAACCAGCACCGAGUGUCGCCAGGACGUGGCCACGAACCUGCUCAAGCUCUUCCUGGGGCAGGGGCUGGCCAAGGACUUCCUGGACCUGCUCUUCCAGCUGGAGCUGAGUCGCACCAGUGAGACCAACACCCUGUUCCGGAGCAACUCUCUGGCCUCAAAGUCCAUGGAGUCUUUUCUGAAGGUGGCCGGGAUGCAGUACCUGCACGGCGUCCUGGGCCCCAUCAUCAACAAGGUGUUUGAGGAGAAGAAGUACGUGGAGCUGGACCCCAGCAAAGUGGAAGUUAAGGAUGUAGGGUGCUCCGGGCUGCACCGCCCGCAGACCGAGGCCGAGGUGCUGGAGCAGAGCGCGCAGACGCUGCGCGCCCACCUGGGGGCCCUGCUGAGCGCGCUCAGCCGCUCGGUUCGCGCGUGCCCCGCCGUGGUGCGCGCCACCUUCCGCCAGCUCUUCCGGCGCGUGCGCGAGCGCUUCCCCGGCGCCCAGCACGAGAAUGUACCGUUCAUCGCCGUCACCAGCUUCCUGUGCCUGCGCUUCUUCUCUCCCGCCAUCAUGUCGCCCAAGCUCUUCCACCUGCGGGAGCGCCACGCGGACGCCCGCACCAGCCGCACCCUGCUCCUGUUGGCCAAGGCAGUCCAGAACGUGGGCAACAUGGACACGCCGGCUUCCAGGGCCAAGGAGGCUUGGAUGGAGCCGCUGCAGCCCACCGUGCGCCAGGGCGUGGCGCAGCUGAAGGACUUCAUCACCAAGCUCGUGGACAUCGAGGAGAAGGACGAGCUGGACCUGCAGCGGACGCUGAGUUUGCAGGCGCCACCUGUGAAGGAGGGGCCACUCUUCAUCCACAGGACCAAGGGCAAGGGCCCCCUCGUGUCCUCCUCCUUCAAGAAGCUCUACUUCUCCCUCACUACCGAGGCCCUCAGCUUCGCAAAGACGCCCAGCUCCAAGAAAAGCGCCCUCAUCAAGUUAGCCAACAUCCGGGCAGCGGAAAAGGUUGAGGAAAAGAGCUUUGGCAGCUCGCACGUCAUGCAGGUCAUCUACACGGACGACGCCGGCAGGCCCCAGACUGCCUACCUGCAGUGCAAGUGUGUGAAUGAGCUUAACCAGUGGCUGUCUGCGCUGCGGAAGGUGAGCAUCAACAACACCGGACUGCUGGGCUCCUACCACCCUGGCGUCUUCCGUGGGGACAAGUGGAGCUGCUGCCACCAAAAAGAGAAGACAGGUCAGGGCUGCGAUAAGACCCGGUCACGGGUGACCCUGCAGGAGUGGAAUGACCCUCUUGACCAUGACCUUGAGGCCCAGCUCAUCUACCAGCACCUGCUGGGCGUGGAGGCCAUGCUGUGGGAGAGGCACCGGGAGCUGAGCGGGGGCGCAGAGGCAGGCACGGUGCCCACGAGCCCUGGCAAAGUCCCCGAGGACUCAUUGGCCCGGCUGCUCCGGGUGCUGCAGGACCUCCGCGAGGCCCAUAGCUCCAGCCCGGCCGGCUCCCCACCCUCAGAGCCCAACUGCCUCCUGGAGCUGCAGACGUGAGACCCGCCCUACGCUCCCCUUGCUGAGUCCCCUGCCAAGCGCUCGGAGUCCCCCCAGGACACUCUGCACCCCCUCACCCCGGUCCUCCUCAUUAGGGUGCAGGGCCUAGGUCUCUUCCAGGUGGGGGAGGGGGGAGAGUCAGGAAUAAGGGGAUCCCCAGAAGUGCAGAGCUGAGCAGGCUUGGGCCUGUCAUGGCUGGCCUGAAGUGUCCCCAGCUCCCUACAGCCGCUGUAGCCAUCACUGCCUCUCCAGGGACCCUCCUCUCCUGCCCAGGACAGACCCAGCCAGAACCACUGCUAGGAUGGGCCACACCCAGGGGUCUGGCCUCCAGGGACCUAGAGAAUGGGAGGGAGAACGGGGCCCCAGGAGACCCGGCCGCCACCCCACCCGCUACCCUUGGGUGCCACAGGGCUGUGCUGUUGCCAACAGUAAACCUGCUGUUACUGUCCA
Molecule: messenger RNA, 2961 nt
Organism: Pan troglodytes (chimpanzee)
Lineage: Eukaryota; Metazoa; Chordata; Mammalia; Primates; Hominidae
Product: ras GTPase-activating protein 4
Exons: 21
Coding region: 100-2511 (803 amino acids)
Biological process (GO): cellular response to calcium ion; intracellular signal transduction; regulation of GTPase activity
Molecular function (GO): GTPase activator activity; phospholipid binding
Source: RefSeq, a predicted model, not a curated record